CUGCGAUGAAACAAAUAUUAAUGUAAACGGCUAUCCAAUUUAUCGUCGCAGAAACUUGGACCGUACUGUGGAAAUAAAAGGAGUAAAACUAGAUAAUCGGUGGGUAGUCCCGUACAAUCCAUACAUGUCGCGAAAGUACAAUGCUCACAUUAAUGUUGAAAUAUGCUCAUCAAUCCAGAGCAUAAAAUAUAUUUUUAAAUAUAUUUACAAAGGCCAUGAUGCCGCCAUUGUUCAAAUGAAUGAAGCAACGGGCUCUGGAACUUAUCAUUGGGAUGAGGUCAAGAUUUAUUUAGACACGCGUUAUAUAGCAGCGCCGGAAGCUAUGUGGAGGUUAAAAAAAUACGAAAUGUCCGGAAGGUCCCACUCUGUUGAGCGAUUACCUGUUCACCUCCCGCUUGAGCAAAUGGUAUAUUUUGAAGAGGGCGCUGAGCGUCGUGAUUUGGAAGCUGCUGCCAAAAAGGGGACCAAAUUAACGCGAUGGUUCCAGUUAAAUGCAAACGACGUAAAUGCACGGAAGUACUUAUACUGUGAUAUACCCUACCACUAUGUUUGGAGAUCCAACCAUUGGCAGCCCCGGAAACUAGGUGGAGAUAAAGUAGUUGCCAGGAUGUACUUUGUAAAUUUAAAGGAUAUGGAAAAAUACUGCCUUCGGCUUUUGUUGCUUCAUGUUCGAGGCGCCACAUCCUAUGAAGAUUUACGAACUGUGAACGGAAAACUUCACGAUACAUAUCAGGAAGCUGCUAAAGCUAUUAACCUUUUAGACGAUGAUGAAGAGUGGGACAAAGCCAUGGACGAAGCUGAACUUUUUCGAAUGCCACGAGAAUUGCGUCUACUUUUUGCGACAAUAUUAAUCCAGGUUCAUCCGAGCACCUCUUCGGAAUUGUACUUAAAAUACAAGACGUCGUUAAUGGAGGAUUACCUACAGAACCACAGUGAGUAUAUGGCAGAGCAACAGGCGCUGAGAGAUAUUCAAGAGCAUUUGAUGCAAUUUGGAAAAUCGUGCAAAGACUAUGGACUUCCAGUUCCAAAAGACGGCUAUCACAUUUUGGAAGAAGUUGACGCUGUACACGAGCAACAAGAAGCUGAUCGAUUGGUUACAAUGAUGAACGACAAUGCAGAGCAAUUGCUUGCUUACAAAACUAUCAUGGAUUCUGUAAACGGCAUCUCAGAAAACAAAUGCUUUUAUCUAUCUGGAGCAGGAGGAUGUGGAAAAACGUUUGUAUAUAAAGCAUUAACAUCAACAAUCCUUGGAAAUGGAGGAACGGUCAAAUCUGUAGCUCCAACAGGUUUAGCUGCAACGUUGCUCAAAGGUGGAAAAACCGUCCAUUCUGGCUUUGGCAUCCCCAUCAAUCUUGAUGAAACAACUACAUCGCGUUUUAAACAAGGCACAAACUCAUGGAGGGAACUCAAAAAUACAAAGCUAAUUAUAUGGGACGAAAUAUCAAUGUGUCAUGCUCAUCUUUUGAACGCUGUUGAUAGAAGCCUACGAUUUCUGAUGAACUGCGAUGAUCCGUUUGGCGGAAUUGUUAUAGUGGUCGGGGGGGAUUUUCGCCAACAGGCACCUGUUGUUCCGCAUGGAACUCGGGUCCAGAUUGUGGAAGCAUGCGUGAAAAGCAGCCCGGUUUGGAAACAUUUCAAGGAGCUUAAACUGUUACAAAAUAUGCGACUAAACCAAGGCAAUGCAGUAUUUGGAGAAUGGCUCUUAUCAGUUGGAGGUGGAGUUGAUGCUGCAGCAAAACACUGUGAUUUUGUUCAGCUAAGCAGUGAUAUAAUUACUGACGAUAUUGUCAAAUCUGUUUACGGAGAAAAUAUCAAUACGUUGUCCUCAGAUCGUCUUGCGUCAAUGGCUAUUCUAUGCCCAAAAAAUGCGGACACGCUAUUAAUUAACGAAAAAGUUUUGGCCAUGUUGAAUGGCGAGCAAAAAUCAUAUUACAGCAUUGAUAAGGUCGCCGAAUGCGAAAGUGAGGAGGAGGAGGCUCAGUAUCCGGUUGAAUUUUUGCACUCACUGACACCUAUGGGAUUUCCGCCACACUGCUUGAAUCUUAAGCAAGGAUGUUGCGUCACAUUGUUACGAAAUUUAAAUCCAAAGCAUGGCCUUUGUAACGGGACGAGACUGAUUGUGGAAUCACUUGGAAAUAAUAUUAUAGAGUGCAGCAUAUUUUCUGGACAUCGUAAAGGACAGAAAGUUCUAAUUCCGCGAAUACUAAUUGACUCAUCAAACACGGACCUUCCAUUUAAAUUUAGUAGAAAGCAGUUUCCUCUUCGUCUUGCUUACUCGAUUACUAUAACAAAAUCGCAAGGGCAAACGUUUGAAAGGAUUGGUGUGUACCUUCCUCAACCUGUUUUUACACACGGACAAUUGUACACAGCAUUUUCGCGUGUCAAAAGUCGGGAUGGCCUAUUUGUGCAAAUUGUUGACGGGAAUAGCCAAGGAAAAAUUUACGAAGAAGACGACGCCGUUUAUACAUAUAACUGUAUUUACCGAGAAAUUCUUUAAUGCCUACAUAUAUACGUUUGCGUACCCAGUAAUGUAAAACUUGGAUGGCAAAUGUGCUGUCAUUGUUUAAAAAGUAUUUAAACAAUGGUGCUGUUUUUCUUUCAUGGUUAAUUCUACGUAAUAUUUUUACUCGAUCUGAGUGAGUCGUUGUCUGUAAAAUGCUUAGUCCGCGGUUUAGUUUUACUUUUAAAAGAGUCGUGAAUACAUUAAUUUCAGGUGCAUUUUAAGUUCAUUUCACAUUUGUGUUACGUGAGUGAAGGAUACAGGACAAGUUUAACUUUGAAAUCGAAGUUUUAAUUUAAGUUAGUCAGUGAUAAUCAAUACGUUCCUACUUUUUUGUGAUACUGAUUAAUUUUAGAAAAGUCAAAAAAUGGCGCAACCAAGUGGUACUCAAGAAAGACGGUCAGGGGGAUUUUCUGCGGCGCACUCGCAUAAUUUGCCAGUACUGACGGACAGAUUCGAUCGAUUUUGUACUAAUUGUAACGCGGUUAUUGAUUGUUUCGCGUUGGAAAAGUACCCCAACCAAAAAUGUCGUGUUUGUCAAAUAGAAAUAGAAUUCCUUGAUAAAUCCGAUGGAUUGUAUCGUAGAUGUGUACGCUGUUCUGUAUUUUUGAGGUGUAAGUUAAUAUCCGAGUUGGUAAAAUUUAAACACUUAAAUGUGAAUUUACUAUUUUAUAUAUAUUUGUGUGUGCCUCUGUGAUUUUUACAGGUACUGCUAAGUUCUGUUACCUAUGUGGCCGUCCAAACCAACAUUUUGAUCCAGAGAAACCAGCGCGAUUGGAUACUGCGUUAAAAUCAAAAUUACGAGCUGAAAUCCUCAAUGAAAUUGAAAUUGAGAAGCUUUCACAGUCCUGUGUAAAUGAUGGGGAAUUCGAUGGAAAUAAUUUUGAAAACCCUGAAAAUCCAAAUUCUGAGCCUUCAACUCAAACGGAAACUGAUGCCGCUAAAAAUUAGAGUUUAACUAGCUUCAAAUUUUUAAAUAAACUGAGUUUUAAAAUUAUAAAUUUAUAAUAAAUUAAUUUCGAUUACCUACCUGUUAUUUAAAAUUGAGUUUCCAAGGAAGCUUAACAUAUGAUUCAUUGCAACUUCUCUGCACGCUCAACUUUGACGUAAGUAAAAAUCACUCAUCACUGUAAUAAACUUAAUUUGAUUCAAGAGUCGCAUUUUAACAACACCAAAAGAGUGAUACUUGAAAAGCUCUGAUUUGCCGCUUUCUGAGUUUUCGAUGGUAGUGUAUAGUUGUGAAUGCACUUUCAAGUAGAUGAUGAAUUUGUUUCAAUUGUAUUGAGUGGGCGAUGAACUACAUAUUAUAAUGCUAGCUAUUAACAAAGUUUUAAUUUUAACAUGCAAAUAUAGGACUGCAAGGCGUCAGCUUGCAUA
Photinus pyralis (common eastern firefly) is the source of this 3877-nucleotide messenger RNA. RefSeq lists its product as uncharacterized. Lineage: Eukaryota; Metazoa; Arthropoda; Insecta; Coleoptera; Lampyridae. Gene Ontology annotation, biological process: DNA repair; telomere maintenance. Gene Ontology annotation, molecular function: DNA helicase activity. The record is from RefSeq and is a predicted model, not a curated record. Bases 125 to 2497 code for a protein of 790 amino acids. The transcript has 4 exons.